AUGGCUCGUCUCCUCGGCGCUUGCUUGCUGCUCGCCGUCCUGCUCGGUGCCUUGGCGGCGGCGUCCGCGCGCGCCGACGACGACCUGGGCAGCGGGGCCGGCGGCAUACGGCAACCGAGCAACGAGUACCGCGGGAGGAAGGUGGGGGCCAGGACGGAGGUGCGGGACGUGGAGGGCGACGGCGAGGUGCAGGAGCUCGGCCGGUUCUCCGUCGCCGAGUACAACCGUCAGCUCAGAGGCGGCGGCGGCAGGCUCGAGUUCGGUAGGGUGGUGGCGGCGCAGCGGCAGGUGGUGUCAGGGCUCAAGUACUACCUCCGCGUCGCGGCGGUGGAGGAGGGCGUGGAGAACGCCGGCGAGCGCGUGUUCGACGCCGUCGUCGUCGUCAAGCCCUGGCUCGACUCGUGCACCCUGCUCACGUUCGCGCCGGCGGCCGCCAAGUAA
Messenger RNA from Miscanthus lutarioriparius, 441 nucleotides. NCBI's taxonomy places the organism in Eukaryota, Viridiplantae, Streptophyta, Magnoliopsida, Poales, Poaceae. The record is from the annotation of a GenBank genome assembly.